Molecule: messenger RNA, 3696 nt
Organism: Archocentrus centrarchus (flier cichlid)
Lineage: Eukaryota; Metazoa; Chordata; Actinopteri; Cichliformes; Cichlidae
Product: GTPase HRas
Exons: 6
Coding region: 316-885 (189 amino acids)
Biological process (GO): signal transduction
Cellular component (GO): membrane
Molecular function (GO): GTP binding; GTPase activity
Source: RefSeq, a predicted model, not a curated record
CUACACUCCUCAUCCCCUCCGCUCUCUCUCUGGAAGCACAUUGUUCAACGCGGUCACAUUAUAGGACCCAGGACCAAUGAAUGCCUUGGCGCAGUUUAGCUACUGAAAAUUAGUUUCUUACAUUGAGUCGGACGCAGAUACCUGAAGACAGCGGGAAGGAGACCCGGAACAUUUCCCCCCCCCCCCGAUUUCUGCUGAGAAGCAAAAACAAUUGAAAGAUUUCUUCUUCCUCUCCGGUAGAAACGUCGCUCCUGUCGCCAGUAGACCCCUGCUUGUUCAGCGGUGUGAGUGUGUGGUUGAGCUGCAGCGGCAAACAUGACGGAGUAUAAGCUGGUGGUGGUGGGAGCUGGAGGCGUGGGCAAGAGUGCACUCACAAUCCAGCUGAUCCAGAACCACUUUGUGGAUGAAUAUGACCCCACCAUAGAGGACUCGUACAGGAAGCAGGUGGUGAUAGAUGGGGAGACCUGCCUGUUGGACAUUCUGGACACUGCAGGUCAGGAGGAGUACAGCGCCAUGAGAGAUCAGUACAUGAGGACGGGGGAGGGCUUCCUAUGUGUCUUCGCCAUCAACAAUACCAAGUCGUUCGAAGAUAUUCACCAAUACAGAGAACAGAUUAAACGUGUGAAAGACUCCGAUGAUGUUCCCAUGGUGCUUGUGGGAAACAAAUGUGACCUCCCCGCACGCACGGUUGACACAAGGCAAGCCCAAGAGCUUGCUCGCUCCUAUGGCAUCCCCUAUAUCGAGACCUCUGCCAAAACACGACAGGGAGUUGAGGACGCCUUCUACACACUGGUUAGAGAGAUCAGGCAGCAUAAGCUGAGGAAGUUGAAUCCACCCGAUGAGAGCGGUCAGGACUGUAUGAGCUGUCGCUGUGUGGUAUCGUGAUGCAGCUCACUGCCACACGUUGAGGAGAAAUGCUACAGUGCAAAGUGGCAGCAUGGACUUACGGACUGAAAGAUGAAACAACUCAAUGAUGAAACAUAAACUUUUCCAACAAAAGAGGAUGAUUGAAGCAAAAGCUCUGACACAAACCACCAGGGCUGACUGAACUAUAGACUUAUAUGGAAAGGAGAAUAUUGGAGUGUUGCCUAAGUGACUAGCAGAACUAGCCUGGUCUGGUCCCUUCUUUUUUGUUGGUCCACAUCGACCUGUGAGCAACACCACUGAUGACUCUUUGUCAACUGAAAUGUGGUGUCGCUGGGUAGCUCUACAAUUUUCAUGUUAACUUAUUGUUUUCAGUCUCAACACUGGUUAUUGGGGGGGUAUCUCACCACCACCCUCCUUGAAAGCCUAAUUCCACCCCCCACCCCCACCUAGCUGCUGGAAAGACUGACUGACUUCAAUGGAAAGGACUGGAAUGGACUUUCAGUUAACCCAACACCUCUCAUGCUAACCCACCCCAUUCCUGCUUCACUCUACCUGCCUUUGGUUUCCUUUGAAUGGCAAUGAAAUCCCUUUGCUCUCCUGGGUACCGGGGGUGGAGGCUAAGAUGGGAAAGACUAAUUUUUUGUUGUUGUUGUUUAACAAUUAGCCAACCUGUAAAAAAAAAAAAAUCUUUGAUUUUGUAUUUGAUAUGGAACAUUUAUUUGUGAUUGGCAGUUUUUAAAGUGUUUAUUUCAACUGGCGACUGGUUUGGCAUUUUUGUUGCCCUGCCUGAGGUAGUUAAAGUUCCUUUUAAACUAGAUAUCUUGAAUGGAGAAUAUAUAGAUAGAUCGCUUCCCAGAAUGCAGCUGCCUUCUCUUUACUGAAGUUCAUUGCGAGUUGUCUUGUGGAAUAAUAAUAGUAAUGAUUAGUGUACGUAGAUUCUGGUGCAAUAGAAUAAUUUACUUUCCAAAUUACAAAGUAUUGGGAAUAAACCCUCUGUCACGACUACUCAUUUUUCUGUUUUACUUUUGUUUAAGAACGGGAGGUACAGUGCAUGAAAAUGUAGUUGUUGUUAUCUUUGCAGUUGCAAAAGCAGGAUAGGUUGCCUGUAGAAUGGGAUAAAUACCCUAGCCAGUUGAUUUUUUUUCCUGCAUUUCAUUUUGGUAACUGUAGAGUGUACAACUUUUGUUUACUACAUGAUAAUAACAUCUAUUUUUAAAGAAUCACUCCUUGUGGACAAUAAGGCUCAGGAAUUGGUGUCCAGGAGGAUAUUUAUCAGUCCAGGAAACCAGGGUUAAGGGAUGUCACAAGUUAGUUUUGCAAAGUGUAAUUCACAAGUCCUGCCUCAGAGUAAAACUUCAGUUUUUCCACACACCAGGCUAUCCUCACACUGCUCCGCUUUAUCUGCCACUUUCAGCUUGUCAAAGGAACAAUAUCAAGUCAGGUGCUAGUCAUGUCAGAACCAUAUUUACUGUAUAUGUGGGACUAUUGUGUGUAACAGGUGUUGAGUAGUGGGUUAUGGGAGUGCAUUGCUUUGUGUUUCUUAUUGCACACAGACUUGCGUGCUCCAUUAUAUUAAUUUGCUGCCUGAAUUAAAGGCUGAUCUGUGUUUACUUUGCCUUAUCUGUUAGCUAGUUUGUACCUCAUGUAUGCAGCAAAAUCUACCAGAGAUGGUUAUCUGUUCAGUUUGCUGUAUUGUUUGUUUGUUUGACUACAUGUGCAACAAAAACAAAAAAAACAACAAAAAAAAAAUACACAAGUGUGUUGACUUUAGACAUGCGCUGUACAGCAUUUGAAAGACAAGUCCCUAAAAACACUACACAGACUGGCUUUUCUGUAGUAAUGAACUUUAGAGAGAACCCAGCAUAAGCCAAUUUGUCAUAAUCAAAUAUUCAUGACAUUUCAGAGCCCAUUACAUUGGAACAUGUGAUAGUAAUUCCACAGAAUUGUUGCAUUUACCACAGAUUAUAUCUAGAUUACAGGAGUUCACUGAAUUGGGUAUGUAUUGAGAGUGCUACACACUACAAGUCAGUUGUGGCACCAUGCUUCAAAUUCAAACCUCUGAUGUUGUCUGUGAAACAUAACAAACUUGGCCAUUGUCCUCUUUCAAAUUAAACUGUUCAUUUUUGACAUCAUUGAUUUUGUACAGGUAGAAUAACUACCUUUCACUCCCACCAUUGCUUACAGAAAGAUGACCAGUCUGAUUACCAUCUGGAUGAUGGUGGUCAAGUUAUGUGUUCUUCUCUUUGCUUGGAGGAAGAAUGUGAACUGUGAAUGUGUUUGAGUCUCUUGAUAUUUUUUGAAAGAAGCCUUGUUUUUAAAAUUUAUAUUGCUGACAUUGUUUGAGGGAUAAUCCUUGGGGCCCCACGUUUGGCUGUGUUGUACCCAACUUUUAUUUUUUAUCCACUGUACUCAGACAUUUCAAUGGAAAAGGAGUGUGGAGUUUGUAGUAUGUAAUUACAGUCCUUGUGGUAUCCUUGUUAAUCUUUAAACCGUACAUCCGUGAUAAUAAUACCAUAGAAUUUCACAAAUCUAUGCAUUCAGAUUACCAUUGCAUCAGAAAAGCAUCAUGUUGUUGCAAUAUUCAGCCGGUAAACCACCAGUACACGUGUCUGAAAACCUGGCGAGCAUGACGAAGACUUUAAGGACCAUUGGGGGUUUUGCACAAGGAUUCAGUGGGCUCAAGGGCUUGUUUCUCCCCUUGCAAAUUGUGGAAUGGAUGCGUGGAUGGAUUUUGUGAAAAUGUCAACUGUUUAGCUAUUUAAGAUGUAUUUACUCUUUGAAAAUGUGGCAAAUGUAUUGCAGGACAGGAAUAAAGAUGUCAAGAUGAAA